ACAAAAACUACAUCGUAGGCCGUGGAAGAUUUUUUGGUGGGUGGAUAAUGUUUACGGCCUUCUGGCUUCCACGUAUACCACUUAGCAUUGAUACCGUCAAGAUUAUCCGCCUUUCAGCUGUGUCAUCUCUUCCAUAAAUUACGAAGCAAAAAUGCGUAUAUCCUGAAUAUGAUAAGGGAGGACGUAUAUGAGGUGUAUCAUAUCUACGGGCCAGCUCAUCAACGGCAUAGUAUCGUAUUCGGGACUCGAGGUUUAAAACCCCGCGGCCGCGCCCACCGACCCAAAGGCCAGGUCGAGCCCUCAUUCUUCUCCCUCUCGUCUGGUCGUUCUCCUUUCGUUUCUCUUACCCUGUUUCUUGGGAGGGAUGGCCAGGAGAUCGCUCCAUCUCCUUCGAGAUCUUUAUAGGAGCCGUGAUCCCUUCCCUAAACCCUUCCUCCAAAACCCUAUCGCUACCCUCCUUCACCCAGCGAUCUCUUCAGCUCUUCUUCAGAGGAGAUCUCAUGCGGAUGCGGCUCCUCCACCGCCUGCGAUUCAAAACCCCAAGGCGAGCCACGCCAGUGGAGAUGAAAACAAAUCGCCUCCUUUCCGUUCCUCCUUGAAUGAAGCCGAGGUUGCUAAGUUUUCCGCCAUUGCUGAAACCUGGUGGGACUUUGAAGGUCCAUUCAAACCAUUGCAUUUGAUGAAUCCUACUCGACUAUCUUUCAUUCGCUCCACACUUUGCCGACAUUUUAAGAAAGAUCCAUAUUGUGCGAGGCCUUUUCAAGGAUUAAAAAUUAUCGACGUUGGAUGUGGAGGUGGCAUUCUCUCAGAGCCGCUUGCUCGGAUGGGGGCUACUGUUACAGGUAUUGAUGCUGCGGAAAAGAAUAUCAAGAUUGCUCGCAUUCAUGCUGCAUCGGAUCCUCUAACUUCAUCUAUUGAAUAUAUUUGCACGACAGCUGAGGAACUGGUUAAAGGGAAUAAGAAGUUCGAUGCUGUGAUUGCCCUUGAGGUAAUCGAGCAUGUUGCAGAUCCCUUGGAGUUCUGCAAAUCCCUGGCAGCAUUAACGGCUCCUACUGGUGCCACUGUGAUCUCUACCAUUAACCGCUCCGUGAGAUCAUAUGCUACUGCCAUAAUUGCUGCUGAAUACCUUCUCAACUGGCUACCAAAAGGUACCCAUCAGUGGUCAAGAUUUCUCACUCCCGAGGAAUUAGUGUUGAUCUUGCAAAGAGCUUCGAUCUCUGUGCAGGAAAUGGCAGGGUUCGUUUACAAUCCAUUGACCAGAGAGUGGUCUCUAUCAGAUGAUACAAGUGUAAACUUCAUUGUAUUUGGUGCCAAGGGGAGUGAGUGAGACUUAUGAAAUAUCUCUCUCUUCAAAUUACAGCCAACCGCUGGUCCAUCUCUGCUGGUCCUGCUAAUAUAAGAGAGAAUGGUUUUUGUUCCAUGUUUGUCAAAGGAGCAUGACUAAACAACAGCUGCUUUAGAAUUUUUUUCCUCGUCUAAUCUGGCAUGUCAUUACUGCAGAAUUAACGUAACAAGGGUCUAUCAGCCUGAGAUGGCUCCUUCAUCUGAUCAAUGGACAGCGCAGCUUCCAGAUACCCCUUUGUAGUGUGAACUUCAUGGUCUCUAGACUCGAGGCAUCUAGGGAUCUUCUUUUCUUGUUUUCAAAUAUUUAUAGCUUUUUCUCACCUUUAGGCAAUUGGUGCAGACGGUUGAUCCAUUUAAAAAGUAUUUUAAAACCUACAACUUUUGUCAAGAUUUACGUUAGGUGGGUAAAUUACAGAAGAUACUUUCUAUGUAUUUCUUAUCAGUAUCAAGACAUGAUUGGCUAUGUGUACCUUUUAUAUUUUGGAAGUAACAUCGUUACAUGAGAACUAGUGCUUUGUUUU
Elaeis guineensis (African oil palm) is the source of this 1865-nucleotide messenger RNA. RefSeq names its product ubiquinone biosynthesis O-methyltransferase, mitochondrial. Gene Ontology annotation, biological process: ubiquinone biosynthetic process. Gene Ontology annotation, molecular function: polyprenyldihydroxybenzoate methyltransferase activity; 3-demethylubiquinol 3-O-methyltransferase activity. Gene Ontology annotation, cellular component: mitochondrion. Lineage: Eukaryota; Viridiplantae; Streptophyta; Magnoliopsida; Arecales; Arecaceae. The record is from RefSeq and is a predicted model, not a curated record.